Fukomys damarensis (Damara mole-rat) is the source of this 1092-nucleotide messenger RNA. Its product is annotated as olfactory receptor 51E1. Gene Ontology annotation, cellular component: membrane. Gene Ontology annotation, molecular function: olfactory receptor activity; G protein-coupled receptor activity. The transcript has 2 exons. The record is from RefSeq and is a predicted model, not a curated record. The coding region runs from base 123 to 1079 and encodes 318 amino acids. Lineage: Eukaryota; Metazoa; Chordata; Mammalia; Rodentia; Bathyergidae. Gene Ontology annotation, biological process: G protein-coupled receptor signaling pathway.
CUGGGCUUUAGCACAGCCUGCUAGACUUCUUUUGGAAGAGUGCGGGGAGGAAGAACACAGUCUCCUACAGGACAGCUGAGCCACUACGUGCCCAGCACUGGUCGCAGGCCAGCUCCUUCACUAUGGUGGUCCCCACUGGCAAUGAAUCCAGUGCUACAUAUUUCAUCCUAAUAGGCCUCCCAGGGUUGGAAGAGGCUCAGUUCUGGCUGGCCUUUCCGUUGUGCUCACUCUACCUUAUUGCUGUACUAGGUAACUUGAUGAUCAUCUACAUUGUGCGGACUGAACAAAGCUUACAUGAGCCCAUGUAUAUCUUUCUUUGCAUGCUUUCUGGCCUGGACAUCCUCAUCUCCACCUCGUCCAUGCCCAAAAUGCUGGCCAUCUUCUGGUUCAAUUCCACUACCAUCCAGUUUGAUGCUUGUUUGGUACAGAUGUUUGCUAUCCAUUCCUUAUCUGGCAUGGAGUCCACAGUGCUGUUGGCCAUGGCCUUUGAUCGCUAUGUGGCCAUCUGCCAUCCACUACGCCAUGCCACUGUGCUUACAUUGCCUCGUGUUGCCAAGAUUGGCAUGGCUGCUGUGGUACGGGGUGCUGCACUGAUGGCUCCCCUGCCUGUCUUCAUCAAACAGCUGCCCUUCUGCCAAUCCAAUGUCCUUUCCCAUUCCUACUGCCUACACCAAGAUGUCAUGAAGCUGGCCUGUGCUGACAUCCAUGUCAGUGUCAUUUAUGGCCUCAUUGUCAUUAUUUCUGCCAUUGGCCUGGAUUCCCUCCUCAUCUCCUUUUCAUAUCUGCUUAUCCUUAAGACUGUGUUGGGCUUGACACGUGAAGCCCAGGCAAAGGCAUUUGGCACUUGUGUCUCCCACGUCUGUGCCGUUUUCAUAUUCUAUGUGCCUUUUAUUGGAUUGUCUAUGGUGCACCGUUUUAGUAAGCAGGGUGACUCUCUCCUGCCCGUCGUCAUGGCCAAUAUCUACCUGCUGGUUCCUCCUGUGCUCAACCCCAUUGUCUAUGGAGUGAAGACAAAGCAGAUCCGACAGCGCAUCCUUCGUCUUUUCCAUGUGACUGCGCACACGACAGAUUCCUACUGAAUGAUUUUCUUUU